Molecule: messenger RNA, 6186 nt
Organism: Danaus chrysippus (African queen)
Lineage: Eukaryota; Metazoa; Arthropoda; Insecta; Lepidoptera; Nymphalidae
Source: the annotation of a GenBank genome assembly
AUGGCGUCUGAUGGAGAAAUUUCGUGUACGAAUGAUCCUAAUUUCGCCGUUAUUUACUCGUUCUUAAAAGUUUUUGGUAAACUGUAUAGUUUAGAAGUGCCCACUAUAGCCAAAUUGCAGGAAUCGAUAGAAAACACACAGGAAGUUUCGGAUCCGUUGAAGGACUUACACUUGAGAUUGUUACGACGCGCUCUAAAAUCCGUACAGACAAAUCGGUGGGAGAGAUCUCUUAUAAAGUUCUGUCAUCAGCAAUCUUACCAUCAAGAGGCAUGGGAGUUAGAAAGGUUUUCUUACAAGAAAGCUAGCACACAAGUUAAAUUACGAAUAUUGAAACUUCUUCUAGAAUAUCAGUUUACUUGCCAUCCAAAGUUCAAAAAUGCCGUCAAUGCAAUAUCAUGUAAGGAGCUGAGAUUGGAUCCUAUCGGUAGAGAUAGGAAUGGUUGUGUUUACUGGCUGCAAGUAGACCACGAGGCAAACUUGUGUCUGUAUAAGGAAGAUCAGGAUGAAGAAACAUGGCAAAUGGUUGCGAGUAAUCGAGAUGAGCUGGUAAAGAUUAUAUCUCAAUUGAAGGGUGGAGAAGAAGUGACUGCAUCGGCAGAAUCUAAUACCAUUGUCGAUUCGAAUGGUGAAGCUCCUACUCAAACACAGGCUGAGCCUGAAAAACCAUCAGUUGUCGAAGAAGACAAUGAAGAAGAGUUCCUAAGUCCUGAAUCUGAAUCAGAACAUGACAGUGAUGAUCAAAAAGAUAACAAAAAUGAAAAGAAAGAUGAAUCUGAUGAAAUUAAAGAUAAUGUUAAUGUAGAAAACGUAGAAAAUAAGGACAAUGUAAAAGACAGUCAAACUAGUGUUGAGGUAGAUGAACAUAAAGUAGAUGGAAAAGAAAAUUAUUAUGGAGAAGAACUUAAAGUAGAUGAUGGAGAAGGAAAUAAUGAUAAGUCUGAAUCAGAAACAGUAGCCAAGGAUGAAGAAAUUGGAGAAGCUAUUGAGGAACCCGUCAUGGUUGUCACUGGAGAAGGAAACGGGGCUGAGUGCGAGAGCUUCAUUAUAUAUGGUGAAGAAAUCUCAGAACCUGUGAUGUACUUCUACGGUGACGGCUGGGGAGAAGAAAACGAAACUGGCAACCCUGAAAUAGAACAGCAUCAUAGUGAUGAAAAAAGUGACGAAGAUAAUCCUACAGAGGAAUGUAAUGGAGAAAACUAUAAUCCAUCUAACGCAAACAAAAAAGCGAAAAUAGGUAAAUGUGUCAAGUUAAAAAAUAAAUCGGUCAACAAACGGUCAUUGAAGAAACCGAAUGAGGUCAUUGAGAACUCUAAAUCAGAUUGCAAGAAACAUUGUAUCCGAGAUAUAGAUAAGUCGAACGGAUCUAACUCUAGUACAGUCACUGAUAGCAAUAGUAUUAACGAUAAAAGCACAACAGAAGGAGAAAAAAAUGACACAGUAAACAAGAAGGUCAAGAGUAAAAUGAAAAAGAAACAAUUAGCUAGCAAAGAUAAGGAGAGUGGCACUGAGGAACCAUUACACUCUCCAACAGAAUCUGAUAGUUGUCAGAACAAUAAAGUCAGUAUUAUUGAGAAAAGGAAAAGCAGUCUGUCUUCAGACCAAGAUGAUAACGUUGACCAGGACAAGGAGUGUUCAGAUAAAGAGGUCAAAGAGGAUGACCUGCCUCCGAAGAAGUUACGACUAGAACCGACUCCUGAGAAGGAGGUACAACCCAAAGAAACAAAUAAAGACGACACAUCCAACGAGAAUAUAGAAAACGAUACAACAAACACGAAUAUACAAAACGAUGACACGCCGAGAAAGAAAAUAAAAGCCAAAAAAGGGAAAUUCAAAGCCAAAAAGAUAGUACAGAAACAUAUAAAUGACUCUAACAAGAAUGAUAGAGAUUGUGAUAUUAAGAACGAGAGUAAAGCUGUUAAACGAACUCUAGUUAACUCUAACGGUAGCGAUAAGACGAACGAAUCUCAGAGCGAGAGUGAGGAAGACGAUCAGAACACGAGCGGCAAGAGACUGAAGAUUAAACCUAAGAAGAUAAAUACUAGCACCAGGAAAAAAGUUGAAGCGAAACAUAUGGCGAAAAGUUCAAGCGACUCAGAAGAAGAGGCGUUGUCUAGUAUAGGUAAGAAAUCAACGAAGAAAGUAUUAAAGAAAAAUCUCAAGAGUAAAGACAAAGACAAAACUUGCGACGACGACUGCGCGCCCGUGCGACAGUCGCGUCGCAUCGCUCAGAUGAAGAUCAAGGAGGAGGCGGAGAGGAGGCACGCGGAGGAGGUCGCGCUCAGGGAGCUCAAGAUGAUACACAACAAGAGAGUGACGAAGGAGGAUGAGGAUGAAUGGCGUGCCAGCAGUCGGGACAGCUCGGAAUCUGAAUCCCGCGCCCGCGAGCAACGCCGGGUGAAGGACGAGUGGCGCGAGGGAGACUCCUCCGCUGACUUAGACUCCGAGCCAGAUUCUGAGCCGCUGUUCGAACACGACGAACCCGACUUGGAUUUCUCGAAAUCUGAUCACGAAUUCUCUCCGGAAUCGGAUCUAGAAGACGGAGAACCAUCAGAGCCUAUCAAACGAGCCAGGACACUACAAGAAAAUUCGUCGGAGGGUUCGUGCGCCCGCUGCGGCAGUGGCGAGCAGCCGGAGUGGAUCCUGUUGUGUGAUAAAUGUGACGCUGGCUACCACGCGAGCUGCCUCAAGCCGGUGUUACUAUUAGUUCCGGAGGGUGACUGGUUCUGUCCGGAGUGUAGCCAUAUCAUGUUGAUAACGGAAUUGGAAAAAGAGCUCGUGAAAUACGAUGAAUUGCUGGCCGCUGUAGAAGAAGAGAGAGCGAGGAAGAAGUUGGAAGAAACGGAACAAUCUAGUGACUUAGAGAAGACUUCGGAUAGAGAGGACGAACACGAAGAACAUUCGGACUCAAAUACUGGAUCAGGUUCGGACGUGUCUGGUAGUAGCGGCUGGUCGUCUCCGGGCGCUGUGUAUCGCUUGCGAGCUCGACGUCAGUUACCCGUCUCGUAUAGAGCACAAGAAUACGAUAGACUCAUCAGUUCCGCGAUUAAGGAAGAAUACGUAGAGCCGACUACUAGCGCAGGCAAUCAAGGUCGAGGGAAGGAUAUCUCUACCAUUAUAGAGGCUGCUGAGGAAGAAAAAAUGAAGGCUGAAAGAGAACUUAUUGAACAGGGCAAACCGGUGGACAACAAGAAAGCUAAGAAGAAACAGAGAAGAAAGCCGAGGAAACUGAACUCACUGGACGUACCCUCGGAGGAUGAUGAUGAAACUGAUGAAGACUUUAAAGAUACUGGUAUGGAAUCUUCGUCAGAAGAAAUAUCAUCGUCUGCUGAGCGCGAUAGUUCUUCACAUUCGUCGGACUCACUGCCUAUACGACGGAAAGAUCGAGCUAAACUAUCAGAAUCUUCUCCGGAAGUCAAAAAAAAGAAGAAAGGUGUGUUUGAAGACAGUUCCAGUGAAUCCGGUGAUAAGGAGAUAAAAAAACCACCUCGACCCAAAGGUCACAGGUCAAAGAAGCGUCUGACGCAAUACGAUUCUGAGGGUAACGUUAUAAGGGCAAGGGUCACGUACGGCUCACCUGGAACAAGAGAUAAUGACUGGUCACCGAAACACAGAACUAGACAAAAGAAAAUCAACUAUACUGAGAUGCCCAAUACUGAGUCAGAAGAUGAGAUGCAUAAAUCAAGCGGUAAACACAUGCCGGAUAGUUCCGACGAGUUUAAAAUAGAUUCGUCGGCGAGUUCCGACUCGGAAGUGGAUACACGCGACCAGUCCGACGAACGGGCGCGCGCCCUCUGCGACCUUGUCAAUAAAACAGCCGUGGUCCCGCUGACCAAACUACCCGAUGAUGUUACCAGCAUCAAGACAAGUGAAGGAGAGGACCGCGUGGUCGAGGUCGCGGAGGCUCUACUGGCUGCUCUGCCCAGUCUACUGACGACGCUCUCUCAAAGCUUGUUGGUGUUAAAAUCAAAGGUGCUAACUGCUAUACUACUUCUAAUUAUUUUUUCAGAAUUAAGAACAGAUGGCACCCCUGGCCCUCUGCGACCAAACCAAACUGAACGUGAUAAAAAAAGGCAAGAAAGGGAGGCUAAAUUAGCCGAGAAGGAAGCUAAGAAGAUUGAAAGAAUACAGAAGAAAGAAGAGAAGGAGAAAUUAAAAGAACAGAAGGCUAAGGAGAGGGAGGAAAAGAGAUUGGCGAAGAUAGCUUUACAGGAGAGUAAGAAGAAUAAGAAGGAAAAGGACUUUAUGCCCAUAUAUGGUAUGAGGCAGGAGUAUAAUAGUCCCAUGCCGAGACACCCUGAAUAUCAAGAUAGAUUUCCACCUCCAAGAUUACAGGUUCGUCCAGAGCUUCGUGGCAUAUCAGAUGAGAGAGCUCUCCAUCGGCCCGAGAUACCUCACAAUGUUAUGAGAGAAGGGACCCUGUCGGUGGCGGGCUCCCCUCAGCCCUUCGCCCCGGCGCCCGAGGAGCCCUCCGUCAUCACACGCAUGCCGCACGUCAUCAACUACAGGGGCCAGAUGAUGUACCCGGGCGGCAACUCUUCGUACGGUCCGCGAGGUCAGCCCGUGCCGGUGUAUCAGAUGCACCCCGGCCUGCACGCGCGCCAGUACCCGCCGUACUUCCCUCACCUGCAGCCCAUCAAUUACCGUUCAUCUGGUCCGCCCGCCUCGCCUCAACCGAGACCUCACGGACCCCCCAUGCACCACGGACCGCCAGGACUCCCUCAUGGGCCUUCGGGACCUCCGCAUGGUCCACCGGGACCUUCGCAUGGUCCACCGGGUCCCCCACACGGUCCACUGGGACCUCCACACGGGCCCGGAGGUCCCCCACACGGGCCCCCGUCAUCGCUCCAUGGCACGCCACACGGACCCCCGGGACCACCUCACGGCCCGCCGGUGUCGUCCCCUCUCCUACAAAGUAGCCCCAUGCCCCCCGGCCCGUCUCCCGGGUUGAUGGCGGGAGGGAGCAUGCGUCCCGGCGCCCCGUACUCCGGACCUAUACCUUUCCGUACCCCGCCGCCCGCCGCCCCGCCCGCGACUCCGCCCGCCCUGGAGCCCGAGAAGGAGCCGCCCGUCACCAUCAAGGCCGAGGUGAAGACGGAGCCCGAGUACUCGUCCCCCCCGCCCUCGCCCGCCCACCGACCCUCGCCCGAGCCGCCGAGGAAUCACCCCAAGAUCAAACACACGGAGAACAAGGACGGCCGGCCUCGGUUCCCGCUGGGACCGUACGCGCCCCACUACGGACCAUACGGACCUUACGCGCCGAGCACUACCGACCCGCAACCUCCGCCAGAAGCUCUUCUUAACUUACAGACAAGAAUACACCACAACCCUAUGCACCGCGUGCCCGCUAACGCCCGACAAUACAUGCCCAACGAGGUGAAGCCCGGGGAGCCAGGCGCCGCGCCCGCUCCGGGGGACAGGUUCCCUGACCGACCUCCCCCGCCUCACGAGGUCCCGCGACCGAGCUCCGUGGGUGGACCUCCCGACCGGCCCGUCCUACACGACAUGCUGCGAGCCCCCGGACCCGACAGGAUCAUGACGCACGACCUGUCCAGGGUCCCUGACAGACCCCUGAUGCACGACCUGCCGCGACCGCCGGGGCCCGACAGACACGCCGUGCACGACAUGACGAGACCUCCCGGGCCGGAGCGAGCCGUGAUGCACGACAUGCAGAGGUCGCCCGGAGCCGACCGCCUCGUGAUGCUUAACAUGCACCGACCGCCCGGCCCGGACCGCCCGCUCAUGCACGACAUGCACAGGUCGGCAGCUUCAGAGAGACUGUCAAUGCACGACAUGCACCGUCCGCCCGGACCGGGUCGGCCGGCUAUGCACGAGUUGCCGAGGCCCCCAGGUCCCGAGAGGCCCCCGGGGCCCGUCAGGCCUCUCAUGCACGAUCUACCUCGACCGGGGCCUGAACCGCCACCGAUGCAGGUCCCACCGCCGGACCGCCUCAUGGGCCACGAGAUGACCCCCCACUACCCGUACGUGCGGCCGCGGCCGGAGCGCGCCGGGCCGACGCCGCCCCCGGAGCGCGCGUCCCCCCCGGACGUGAAGCCCCCUCUCCGAGGCCCCCCGGCGGGGUGCAGGCCCCUCGUCAAGCUAGAGUCGGAGGCCCGCGAGGAGGACGGCGUGUUCGGGGGCCUCGUCAGCUACUUCUCUAGCCAGCGCGAGGACGACAUAGACGCCUAG